This is a messenger RNA of Pieris brassicae (large cabbage white), 6185 nucleotides long. RefSeq names its product testis-expressed protein 2. The transcript has 21 exons. Lineage: Eukaryota; Metazoa; Arthropoda; Insecta; Lepidoptera; Pieridae. Bases 234 to 3623 code for a protein of 1129 amino acids. Gene Ontology annotation, cellular component: endoplasmic reticulum. Gene Ontology annotation, molecular function: lipid binding. The record is from RefSeq and is a predicted model, not a curated record.
ACUACCAUACAUUUUUUAGAACUUGACACGACUGUGAAAUGUGAAUUUUCAGUUUUCACUAAUAUUUAGUGUGAUAUUGUGUUUGUAAUCUGAUGAAUAACGAUGCUCGCGUUCGUUUGAUAAAUGGUGGAAUUUAUCCGUUGAAGUAAAAGUAAAUUAAAUCACUCGAUUAAUUUUCUAUUAUUCUUUACAAAUACUAUUCGUCUUAUCUUUUCUAAAAUGCAGUUUUAAAUAUGGACUUUUCUGGCCCAGGUAAAUCCCCGAAUUCUGCGUUAUCGUUCAGAUAUAAUGCAAACAAUGAAGAGCUUGAAGAAUUGUAUCAAGCUUGUGAAUCCGAAAAUGCAUUACCACAAGGAGAUCAACCAUCAAAAAGUGAAACUGCAAGCCCUAAGAAAACAGAAAAGUCGUCAUCUAUUAUAGAUAAAUAUUUUAAAUCUAUUAGAUCUGAGAAAUCCAAUGAAAAAGUUGAAGAUGUUAAGUCUGACCCAAAACCAACUGAAGAGAGCAAAAGUUCUACUCCUAAAGAAAUUACUUCCUCACCUAUGAAAGAAUAUUUAAAUCGUCUUGGUAAAAGAAGCACCUCUGAGAGUUCAGAUAUAAAAGAACCUAAUGAAACAUGGAAGAUAUUCCAUGAUUUUAAAUUUAAGAUUGCUCAAGCUGUAGAGGAUAUGAAAACCAAAUCUGUGGAAGAGACAAAAGAAAAGUCUUUACCAAGGGACAAUUCUACAUCAGAUUCUGAGGAAAAUUCUACUACCAAAGACUUAGACCAACAAAGUAUUGGGGAUACUGAUAAUCAGGUGUCCUCACUUGAUAGCAGUAUACAGAAUUUGUCCGAGAUGACUCAACCAAUCACCGCCAAAGUUAUUGAGCAAGAAAAUCGUGAAAAUAACACUAAGAACCAUUCAGACUCUAGUGAUGACACACAAAAGAAUCUAAGGUUAAGUGAAACAGAUGUAACUAAGGAUAUUUUGAAUGAUAACAGCAUUGAAGUUGAAUCUGGUAUAGAGGCUCUUGAGGAUACAAUAGACGCAUUUGGCGAUGUUAACACUGUUGAUAGUCCAUUGAGUAGACCUGUUGACAUGAAAAUUAACCCAGCAACGCCAAUUUCCACUCCAGCCAAUUUUGGCCUGCCGCCAAGUAAAAGCAACUUAUCAAAACCGGAAUCACACAAAACGUCUAAGAGCUACAUUUUUAAUUUCACAAUGUAUUUUUUAACUAUUUUAGUAGUUAUUAAUUAUUUAUUGUUUCCUAAUUGUAAUGUGUGGAAUGGAUUUUUAUUGGGGCUGUGGUUUUUCUGUUUUGUGAGUAAUGUCAAACAGUGGGUGCUAGAUACAUACUUUAGUGAUUGGGAGCCGAGUAGUAGAAACUUUUUCCAAUUGAAGAGAAGCAGUACCAUACCAAUAGCCUACACUAUUCCGUCUGUGAAAGAGCAUACACCGUUGAAAAAGUAUGAGGGCUGGAUAAAUCACUAUAGAUUUCCUGAUUACGACCCCUUUACCUACCACAUAAAUAAAACAACAACUGCCUUUGUGAAACUCGAGGGAUGCAACCUAAGAAUAUCGUAUACGCGUACAAAAAUUGCGAAGAGAGCACUGUGGGAUGAGAAAAUCGACAAAGUUAAUUUCUAUCAGCACAGACUAUAUAACCUUACCGGUGCUCGAGUCAUUCUCUUACCAAAUGGACUUGUUAAACGGCGGCAAUGGAGCAAAAAAUACCCCAUAUGUAUAAUACUGAACGAGAAAGAAAAAAUUCAAGUGUUGGAGAAAGAGAAUUCAAUAGAGAAGAAAGUAGCUGAUAUGGACAAGAAGAGUAAAGAAGCGACGUUAGAGACUGAAAGUGCAGAGACAAAUACAAGCCCGGAGAGGAAGAAAAAGUUUGUUUGGAGGAGAAGAGAAAAGAGUAUUUCGCACGAAAGCGAACCAGGACGGGAAGGUCUCAGGCAUAGAUUAGUCCGGAAAAUGCAUAGAGAUAAAAAGACGGAUAGCGUAUCAACCAUAACAGAUCCAGAGACAAGUGAAAAGCUGGACGAUGGUGAAGAACAAACGACUAAAUCCAUCGCCAGUACAAGGGAGGAUGAUGAUGAAAUAGAUGAUAACGAAUUGUCCAAAAUCAAGGACUUACUUGAAGAAACGGAGUCGGAUCCCGUAGCGGAAGGUACAACGGAAGGAGAAUGGAGUGUGCACGUGAAACAAUCGAAGGACAAACAUUCACAUCUCUAUCUUUUUGCUAGGACGGGUCGAGACAAACAUGAGUGGUAUCGCCGUUUCAUGAUAUCGAUAAGCGAAGCGAGCGCGUCAGCGGAUACGUCAUCCAACGAAGACAAAUCUACGAGUGAGCCCCAAGAAGGAAAAGAGGGGAUUGAAUUAGCGGUUUAUAAGCUUAGCGAAAAAGAUACCGUUGCGUUUGGCAAGACUAAAACGAACGACUCUACAUCAGAUGUAAUAAAUAUAACAUCAGCCAUACAUCCUUUACCCGUCAGCUUAGAUUCAUAUGAGAAGACAUUUUGGCCAUAUAUUAUAAAAAUUAUGCAGACGCAUGAAGUUAUCACGAAACAAACCUCAGAUGUCGGCGUCAUGUGUCAAUUAGAGCCUUCGCCCCACGAGCGGAAUAAAAAAAAGAAGAGAAAGGAUUCCCAGCAGUCAACAUCUGAUUGCGAGUGCCGAACGCUUCCUGCGGAAGUGACAUGGGUGAACACGGUGCUUGCUCGCAUCAUGUACGAUAUGAUGCGAGAUCCCGUACUCAUUGCGAGGCUGCAGAACAAGAUACAAAGGAAGUUGAAUACGCUUAAGUUGCCAUCAUUCAUGUCACCGCUCCUAGUGACAAAAUUGUCUCUGUCGGGCGCGUGUCCGUUAGUCUGUGGCGUCCAACCGCCCUCUUGUGACGCACGUGGCGUGUGGCUCGACGCACACUUGCGGUACGAUGGCGGUGCGUACAUCGCCAUACUUACGCAAAUCAACCUUAUGAAGCUGAAAGAGAAAAAUAUGACAUUAGAAGAGCAAUUGAUGGAAACUCAAGAGGCGGUUGUCGAAAGAGAGCUGAGUGCGUCACCCACUCUACGUGCUACUAGCCCUGAGCUACGGAAACGAAAACCAGCGAUUUACGAUUCGGAAGUGGAGGACUCGGCCGAGUCUUCGAGUGACGACGAAACCCCACCCGUACAGCCAGUCGACAGUGCUGAAAAUAUCGUCUUGACAGAUACGGCACCAACUGUUUAUGCAACAGAAGGAGGUUCGUCAAAAAAGAAAUUCCUCAGAAUAGUUGACAAAAUAGCUACAAACAAAUAUUUCCAACAGGUAACUGACUACAAGUACGUGAAGCGAGCUAUGGAAGGUCUAUCGAACACUGACAUAAAGCUUCAGCUGGAAGUGAGCGGGCUCGAAGGUCGUUUGGCUGUGAACCUUCCACCACCACCGCACGAUCGGAUAUGGAUCGGGUUCCGUACAAAUCCCCAACUGGUAUUAAAGGCCCGACCAGCGUUCGGCGCUAGAUCACUUCGGUUUACUCACAUAACUAACUGGAUUGAACAAAAACUAACUAAGGAGUUCGAGAAAGUACUAGUUCUACCCAAUAUGGAGGAUUUUAUUAUAGACGUCAUGACGCCAACGCCUGUUGACUUCGAAUGAGGUCGAUAGUUUUUGCUAUUUGGUAGAGAUUAUUUUAAAUUUUUUGAAGUUUUGUGUGUCAUGCUCAACCACAAUUUUAUUGGUUUGUAGUUAUAGCUAUAAUAAAAUAAUCUAGGCUUUUACACGACGUUAUUGUUACGAGUCGUAAAUAUUAUAGAACCGGGGCUAUAUACGUUUAGUGUGUCGUGUUACAAAAUAUAUAAUAUAUGUUUUAUUUACGAGAGUAUGUAUUGAUUUAGUUGUUGUCUAUGGUGUAUCAAAACGUUUUUCUUAAUGCAUUUGCGCAACUGUAUUUGAUAUUUAUUUAAUUGUAUAUAGUAUUAGAUAUGUCACUGUAAAAUUGUAAAUAAUGUCACAUAAUUCGUGUGAUUCUUACAACUUAUUUUUCGAUAGUUUCAUGUUGUUUAAAAAAAUCUCUUAAAGCCAAUAAGAAUGUGUUUUCGAUCGCAAUUGUUUUCAAAUAUCGCUAGGUAUUUAUAGUUGUAUAGUGACAGAUGCAUGUAAAGAACCAUAUCUACAUAGAGAUUAUAUUUAUUAUAUUCGACUAGAGAUAUAGAUUAAAAUUCAUAUUUAUGGGAAAACGAAAGUAUAACUCACUCAUUAUCAAAAGUAUAUGACCCGAUUCGAGCUUCUCCAUUUUAUCGACAAUAAUUCCAAAUUUAUAUCUAUAUAAUAAAAUGUCAAAAAACUUUUCUAGAAAUUCAAGGAGAUAAAAUUUUUAAUGAACUUCAAGUUAUUAUUCAAACAUUUUUAAGUAGAAAUAUUCUAAAUUUUACAGAAUCUAAAGAUACUUACAUUUAUCAAUGGACUAAUCAUUUUUUAUUAGUUGUAGUAAGAGACUAAAUCGAGAACAUUACGUUAUUUUCACCUAAUAAACAGCUGAUAAUUCUAGUUAUGAGUUCAAUGACCUUUUGAGGUGAAUGACCCCAACUUUGCAUUAAUUUUUAAAAAGAUUGUACACUAUUUCUGUAGCAAGUUAUAAAAGGGCCUAUAAACGGGCUACACUUUUAAUCAAAUAUGUGGCUACAUUAUUGUCGACUAUGUCCCGAAUAUACAAAAACAUUUCUGUAACAGUAUAUGGCUCUUUAUUUUUUGUUUGCACGGUCUACAUACAUGGCAUAGUACCUAUGCGUUUUAAAAUCAAAUUCAAAACAAAAAUUACUGAGAAAGAUAUGGAUUGGACCUUAUUUCAAUAGGCGUGAUGCAAUAGGUAUUUUAAGUCUCGAAAUAAGACUCGCUGAACAAUUAUUUAACACGCAUUUCAAACAAUGACCAAAUGAAUAUUGACCAUGAUACAUAGAAUGGGUACUAAGAUGAGAAAAGCUAUAAAAGAGUAGCAUGAAAAAGGGACGCAAUUAGCUCGUAAAGCGAGACAGCAAUAAUAUGGCUCAGAAAUAUUGCAGUAUUUUCGAUUGCAAAGCGAUUGUUCCGGCCAUACGGCUGAGAUACUAAACAUUCCGGACAUAAAUAAAAUAUUUGUCAAUAUGUAUAUCCCGCCAUACUAAAAAUAUUGCCUUAUAUUGCAUAGUCUAGCCGUAAACGCUGGCUGUUGCUACCAGGCACACCCUUGCAGCUAUACAUUUUCGAGAAAAAAUGGCCCGUCUAGAAGCCCUUAUAGUAGAACAUUUGUCGUGCAAUUGGUGUUUGAUAUUUUUGAAUUUUAAAUUCAAAUAUUUUAAUUAAGCAGUAUUGUUUUAAAAAAACAUAAUUAUUCAUUCAAUUUCUGGUCGCACAAUAAAGUAUUUUCGGCCAAAAUUUACUUUUUUUUAAACAUAACUAAUGAAAAAAAUUCUAACGUAUAUACUUGUGCGAAAUUGUUAUUGAAAGGCUGACUGAUUGUUGCUUAUAAGCUGUCACAUCGAAUUUAUAAGUUUUUGUUAAUGCGGCAUGAAUACCAAUUAAUCAACACCUUAUCUACAGAGCACGUAGAAACUAAGGUGCAAGUUUCCUUUGCCACGAAAUAGUUGAUUUAAUUACGUAAAUUUUAUAAGGCACAUACUUAUAAAUAUAGUUAACGGCUCAGCUAAUGCCACCUGGUUUGUGAGGAUCAAAUUACACUUGCACACGCCGAAAAAAUGGGCCUAAUUGGUUCCUUAGUCGUUUUUAGUUGUCUUUCGCAUUUGAUGCCGAGCCCUUAACUCUAGACCUACGCGCCUUGAUAUUUGUAAUUUAACGAUGUUAUACGCCCAUUAUAAUUGUUCAAAUUUGCCUAAAUUUUGUUUUAUAUACACUAUAUUUGUUCGUAUCGCCCGAUUUUUGUACUAACUGCAAUACAUUUGUAAUGUUAAAUCUAUAAAUUUGUUUUCAAACGAGCCAAAAUAUUCCGAUCCAUUGUAAUUUAUGAGUGACGUUUUGUAAGAAUAUUUUGGAACUCGAAAGAUGAUUUUACGUUUUUUUAUGCUGUGAAGUUAUCUAUUUCGUAGUUAUAACUAUAAUGAAAUUUUUAUGUAAAUAUUUGAAAUUAUAAGUGUUUAUGUGAUAUUAUGUAUAGUUAAGAGUUAAACCGUGCCGAAUAGUUUUUCUAUGUGGUAUCAGUUGUGAUUAUUUUCAAUAAAUAAAAAG